Molecule: messenger RNA, 5034 nt
Organism: Synchiropus splendidus (mandarinfish)
Lineage: Eukaryota; Metazoa; Chordata; Actinopteri; Syngnathiformes; Callionymidae
Gene: nptxrb
Product: neuronal pentraxin receptor b
Exons: 5
Coding region: 110-1903 (597 amino acids)
Source: RefSeq, a predicted model, not a curated record
GCCGUCGCCAAGGCAACGCUCGGAGGAGAGCAGCUUAGCAACGCAAAGCGGUCCAGUCCAGCGGUCGCCGUGUUCCUGCAUCAGACGGUCUCAGACACCUGGAGUCCAGAUGAAGUUCAUGGUGGUGCUGGUGGGCGCGGGGGCCCUGGCUUUCCUCGGCGCCGUCAUCUGCAUCUUCGCCAGCGUGUAUCCCCGCAAGCGCGCGGCGGCUCUCUCCGCCGACAACAGCACGCUGAUGCCGGACGCGCUGCUGCAGCAGCCCGUCUCCGUGGCUCACGCCGGUCCGCUCGGAGCGCUACACGGCGCCGAGUCCUACAACGGAGGCGACAGGCUGGGCUUGGAGCUGCCCACCUUGAACGAGCUCAACAUCGGGCAGGAGACCAACCCCGGCUCGGCCAAGCAGUUCAGCUUCAGCCGCCUGAUCUGCACUCCGCUACCAGCCGGGGAAUGCAAGUCCAAGGACGCGCGGCAGCAGCAGGAGCCGCAGGCGGACGAGCCACUCUACGCGCCCGGGGAGGAGGAGUAUCUCCGGACCACCGCCGAUGAGCUCCGGCAGAUGGUCCUGCAGCAGAACGACCAGAUCCUCAUGGACCAGAGGACCAUCCGCGAGCUCACGGGGAAGCUGAGCGAGUGCGAGAGCGGCUUGGAGGAAGACAAGAACGGACCUGAGCGGAGCAUCGGCGCGUGGAACGGGAACCGCCGCGUGAUGGCCGGAGAUGAUGUGAGCUCUUCGGCCGCCGCGCAGCUGCAGACCGCACGGGCGGUGGAGGAGCUCGCCAAGGCCAUCAUGGACCUGAAGGACCGCAUCGAGAAGCUGGAGGCAGAAAUCGGGCCGGCCGCCUUGAACCUGACUGACACGUCCACCGCUGCGGGUAGCAGCACUGGCAGCAGCAGCAGCAGCAGCAGCGGCAGCAGCGGCAGCAGCAGCGGGAGCACCAGCCAAACAGUCAAGCCUCCCACCCCAGCUGCUGCUCACCCUCCCCCUCCACCUGCAGUCGGCAACCCUGGAGGCCGUCGACCUGCUUCUCCUUCCGCAGCUAAGACCCCAUCUAAGGGUGGCUCUGGACGUGGGAAGAGCACCUGGAGAGUAGAGGACCUAGAAGGUGAGCUGGAGAGGAAGAUAAAGAUGCUGGAGAAGGAGCGUCAGGCAAUGAGGAAGGAGACCCAAGGUCAGCACGAGAAGAUCAACCAGGGUCUGGACAACGCCAACCAUCGGGUCACCGAGCUGGAACAAACGCUGACGGAGCCAUCGUUUCCUGACGGCUUCGUCCUCUCCUUCCCCAUGAGGACCAACUACAUGUACGGCCUGGUGCGGAAAGAGAUCACCGAAAUGUACGCCUUCACCGCCUGCUUAUGGCUGAAGGCUAAAGAAGGAGGGAUCGGAACCCCUUUCUCGUAUUCCGUGCCAGGUCAGCCCAACGAGCUGGUGCUGCUGCAGGGCGUCCACAAUCCUGUAGAGCUACUCAUCAACGACAAGGUGGCGCAGCUUCCGCUGCUGCUCCCGCAAAAUGAGUGGCAGCACAUCUGCGUCAGCUGGACCCUGAGAGACGGAGUGUGGAAGGCCUAUCAAGGAGGGAAAAUGAAGGGCAGAGGAGAGGGCCUGGCCGCCUGGCACCCCAUCAAACCGGGAGGAGUCCUCAUUCUGGGUCAGGAGCAGGACACACUGGGUGGGCGUUUCGAUGCCUCUCAAGCUCUGGUCGGGGAGCUCUCCCAGUUCAACCUCUGGGACCGGGUUCUGAAGCCCGCAGAGGUGGCUUCCCUCGCCGACUGCAGCUCCUCGGUUCUGGGUAACAUCGCCCCCUGGACCGACCUGGACGUUGACGUCUACGGCGGAGCCACCAAGGAGUCAUUGGAUCCGUGUCACGCCGCUCAGAGAGCCAACCCUCAGAGCCCCAAACAGUGAGGGACGACAGACGGCAAGUUUAGUCAGAGAGUUACAAAGCUCAGUUGGAAUUCAGAACAAGUCCACGAGAUUGCUGUACUUUAGUUUGGCGGUAAGGAGCUUCAGAGGGAGGGAGAACUACCAGAAUGUCACAGAGCCAUUGAGGUUUUCCAGAUUAGCAGUGAUUUUGUUUUGUUCAUUUGUGUCGGUGUGUUUACUUCUGUGGUGAAAUGCUCUAAGUUUCGUCUCAGAACGGUGAGGGCUGCGUAGCACAGGCAGAGAGUCGAGGAUGGAUGGGAUCUAUUACAGUUGCGUGAUUAGUUCUGGUAAGAGGCUGUCAGUCUAAAGGCCAUGCGACCACCGUGGUAUUUCUGAGCUGCCUUCUGGAUGCACUUGUACAGUAGGCCAUGACUCCAGUCUUUAUUGAUGUCAUUUAUCAUUUGAUUUGUCCGCACAGGAAUGUUGCAUUUACCAGCGUCGUGGUUUCGGUAACACUUAAUAACGCUGGCCCCUUUAUAAUGACUCACAGUGAGAAAAGGUCUCGGAUGAUUCAAAGGUCCUUUUAACAAAUACGUAACUUAUUUUUGUUGUGUUUUGACCAGUGAUGUUAUGCGUUGAUUUUCACUCAUGACUAAGGACUGAAUUAUGAUCACAUGACCAACUAAGAAAGGCUGUAAACGCUCCUUGUCACGCCACAGAUGAACGUCUCUAACAAUCUCUUAAAAUUUUAAACCGUUUAAAUGAGAAAAUGAAACUUCAAAUGGAGGAUUCAAAGGCACUUCCUGGCACGUGCUUCUUAGUAUGACAACGGUUGAUGGGCGCAGGCUACUGCUUUUAUUUUCAGUUGCACUUUUUAAUGGACAUUUACGCAACAUCGGCGACUCAGAGCAAAAAAUGUGCGUCAUCAUAUAUAAACAAUCUGCUUGAAAAGUAUCGUGUUGUGCGUCUGUCGAUGUUUAGACAGUGCCAUCGAGUCCUUCAUUCGAUGUUUCAUUUACUCUGAAUUUUAAAGUCCAAUCGUGACUGCUGUGACACCAGCUCCGGAUACAUCACUUUGCAUCAACAACGUCACACAACAUUAAGUAUAGUUACAUUUGCUUCAGCAAUCUUGUACAAGAAAAGACACUUUCUCCUUCCAAAUUUCAAAAGUCAACAGCGUUAUCAAGUGUUGCCAGAUCACUGCCACUCAGUGCAUUGACUUGCUGAUACGAUUUCUGUAGAUGUUAAACCGUAGCUUGUCGUUUUUCACACCGUGUCACAUGAUUUGAUACAAGAGUGGUGUUAUCAAUGUGAAAUGCAUCUGCCAUUGUCGCUCAGUAACCAGUCUGCUGCCUCACACACACACACACACGUCGAUCACAUCGCAACUGUAACAACAGUGCUGAAUUCCCAGCUGGAGGACGAUGAAUGUACGCUGAAUGUUGUGCAUGUGUAAGUGUCCCACUCGGUUUUCCGUCUCUCCGACCUGUGCAGUGGUGUGGGAAUGCUCAAAAUGUUUAUGAUGAUCUGUGUUUUUUUUUUUCAGGUGGAAUGACAGCGUGAUAAAUAAAUAGUUACUGUAUGUCAGGGCUCACAUAGAACAAAGAUGUGUUCAUCCAAAGCAGAGCGUUUAUGUGUGAAUUUUGUGAACGUUGUUUCUAAGGAAGGGCAAGUGUAUCGAUUAUUUCAGCUUUUAAAAAUGUGAUGGCAACUCAGCACUAGACGUCCACUAAACUUGCUGCCAGAAGGUUUUUCCCGGAAGUCAACUUCACAUGUAACAGAAAUAUUUGUGUGCAUGAUACAUUUUGGACCAAUGGGCGCUCACAUUUCCUGAGAUGCCACAUUACAUACUGUGAUGGUUGUUGAGAGGCGUCGAGCUAAAAACCACAAAAGAAAAAGUCAGAAAUUUAACUUAAAUUAUUGUGUCAUAAAACAAGAAUAAAAUAGAAAAACAUGUAAUAAUGCCUUGAUGCUAGAUGCUUAAACUACGUGGUUUGAUUAUACAUUGUUUUCAUCCUAUAUAAAGAUUCUCUUAAUAAACUAUUUAAGCACUUUUUUACUCCUUUUUUGUACUUAGUUACUUUCUUUUUUGUAAAGGAUUAAUAUUUUUAUUUCAUUUUUAUUUCAGUACUAUUGUUUGUUUGGCUAUUACAACCAAUGGUGAUGGAAGGAAAACAGACAUGUAAAAUGGAAAACUAAAAAUGUCUUAUGAUUUGUUUCAAGAAUUCAAAUGACCUCAUGAGGGCCACAUAUAUCCCGUCAAAUCCAGGACGUGCUUGUCCCUCAUAUGGUAUAAAAGGAUUGGGACUCAUAUGGUUUAAAAAGCGUAUGCUUUUUGAUGAGCGUAAGCAAUUUAACAGCUAAUGUUGGAAACGAUAAAUAAGAAGAAUCUAAGUGUGUUAAUCCUAUAAUAAAUUCUAGUAUCAAUUCAGUAGCAGAACCAAUGAAAACAAGUCUGUCUGUCCUUCAAGAACAAAAGGGAGUCUUAGUUUAAUAAACUUUAAAAUACUGGAAAUUCACAUUAUAAAUGUUACCGUUUUAAAAACCUCAAAACACAUACAAUAGCCAAAUGUUUAGCAUCGCUGCUGCUAGCUUGGUGUCAAAUGUUGCUCGGUGCUACAGCUGCUAGUCAGUAGAGCUGCUUAUGAACGUUGCAUCAGCUGGUUAGUUCGGCGUGUGAGGGUUGGGGUGCCACUGUUGACACGACAUGUGCCACAUUCAUGACCCGUCACGUUUAAACCAGAAAAUCCAGUCAAAGUUGUUUAAGAACUUUUGUUUUGAAAUUCAGUUUAAAUGGCCUUCUACAAACACAAGACUGCUGAAGAGUGUUAUUUCUAAAUCUCAGCUGGAAGUUGGUUCAACAACAGUGAUACAACCGAGUCACACUGAUCCAAGUCAAUGGGCACCAACACUGUGCUUCUCAAGGAGUAACCCACAACAGUCACUGUGCAGUCCAAAGUGCGUCUGUAUUUCCACGGAAACCCACUGUUCAUUUGGAAACUAUGGUUGUGAAGUGCCUGUCUGGACUCCAAUGCCUCCGUUGUUCAAAAGUGUAUUUUAUCGUAAAGCUUCUCACUGUUUCUCGUUUUCUCUUGCUUUCGGUUGUUUACGGCUUCGACAGUGUGACGCUUGUUGUUAAUAGAUGGAGAAAUUAAUAUAAUAAUAAAAAGAAG